This is a messenger RNA of Leishmania braziliensis MHOM/BR/75/M2904, 1539 nucleotides long. RefSeq lists its product as hypothetical. Gene Ontology annotation, biological process: regulation of cilium movement; cilium-dependent cell motility; axonemal dynein complex assembly. The record is from RefSeq and is a predicted model, not a curated record. Lineage: Eukaryota; Euglenozoa; Kinetoplastea; Trypanosomatida; Trypanosomatidae. Gene Ontology annotation, cellular component: axonemal dynein complex; axoneme. The coding region runs from base 1 to 1539 and encodes 512 amino acids. The transcript has a single exon.
AUGCCAGUCGUCAAGAAAGCAUCCAAAAAGGGCAUACGGAGGAAGAUCCUUAGUGGUGUCGAACUCGAGAGGAUGCGGGCGGAGGAGUCGGAAAAGCGGUGUCGGCAGCUGAUGCUAUUGCAGAGUCGCCUGCGCGAGAUUAUUGCGGAAGAGAAGGAUAUGUCCAACACAGUCUCUGGGUCCAUCGAUGCUCGCUGGAUGCGCUUUUUGCGUGUGUGCAAGCAGCGGGAGCUAGUGGCCGAAAUAGAGGUGCUUCGACGGACGUUCGAGACGACUCUGGACCGAAAGGAAGCCUCCUCUGCGGCGCUUUUGGAGCAGCUGAGUGUGGCGGAGGAGCAGUGUCGUCAUGUCUUUCGCUCUCACAUGGAUGUUGUCAGCUCUCUGCGAGAGCUGCACGUUGCGCGCACAAAGGACCUGGAGGGAGAGCUCGAAGCCACUGUUGUAGAGAUGCAGCAGGACUUCGAGUAUGAGAGGGCCGAGUUGGAGCUGAAGCACCGGAUUGAGAUGGAUGACCUGCGACUGGUUCUGGACAACAUGGCGGCCGAGGCAGAGAUGUUGGAGAAGAAGCUGCAGGAGGAGACGUCUGAGGGUCGCGAAACGGCUGCCGAGAAGAUGGAAGAGGAAAAGAGGCAGAUGGAAAUAGACCUCAGCAAGGCCGAGGAUGCUCUCCGCGGUGAGCUGGACUCACGCUACAAGAAUUUCAUGUCUACUGCACAGGGAAACAUGAAGGAGUACACGGUGAAGUGUAAGGAGGACCAGGACACAACGGAGCGUAUUGCUGCCCAGCUGCGCAAGAUCGAAAAACUGCAAAGCAGCGUUUCCUCGUGGCGCACCAACAUCGCUCGUAACGCAAAAGAGUGGGAAAGCCGUAACGCAGCUAUCCAGGCAGAACGGGACGCUACACUAGCUCACCUGAAGAGACUGAAAGAGAAGAUGCAGCGGUGGCGGCAGCUGCAAUCGAGGGCACUCGUGGAGCUUGUGAAGGAGGCGAGCGCAACCGAGGAAGCGCUGCAGGCGACCUCGAAGCGAGCCGCGCGUCUUCUGCGGCUAGUGGAGCUGUGCAAGCCGAUGGAGACGGAGCGCGAGCAGGUUCUUUUGCACGAGGCGAAUAUUUCAGCUGCGGCAGCCGAAGGCGAAGCAAAGCGGCGUAUUGCCACCAGCGGUUUUGGGAACGAGCGGAACGAUGGCCUGCCUGGUGACAAUGGCGCACCGGCUGCAAAUGAGAAGUGGUUCUCGCUGGACCGCUUCUGGGUGAAGCACAACAAGGUGGUGCUAGAUAAUGCAGCGUUGGCGCAGGAGCGCUUUCUUUUAGAGGAGGAGAACCGAGGUUUGCAGGAGGUUCUCAAACAGUACUUGGAGGAUGUCUCCAUCAGCGAUGAAGUGAUGCGUCAGAGCAACACCCUUCUUCGCACAAAGGUAGCCAACCCCAACGUCGUUCAGGCCGCGAACGCGCGCGACGGUGGGAGCGUGAGGGGCUACAAUGUUGUGGAGGGAAACAAAUUUGUCAACGACCAGGUCCGCCACACCAUCAAGCACUAG